AUGACAUCUAAUCAUCCGAACCAGACGAACUUUGUUAACACACGUUCUUCAUGCGUGUUCAUCUCUCAGAGCAACCAAAGACAUCAUGUUGCAGGAAUGAAGGAUGGUUACGGUUGGGAUCACAUUUUAGGUUGGAGGUCAGAUUUCGUAUAUUUUUUGAGGCAAGGCUGUCUGGAAGUCCAAAGUCUUUACGAAGAACGUGGUAAUACGAUGUGUGGGACUUCCAACAUCUCCACCCACCCAUACCAUGGUACCACAUACAAGUUAGCAUACUCGCCGGGAAGCACCGGUAAAAAGACAAUAACCCCAUGUGUACCGACGACCUACUUCGUAGCCAAACACACUGAGCGAAGAAUCCUCGCGUGGCUAUCGUUGCCGCGUACGGGCGAUGAAGUGGGUGGUCAUACGAUUACCGGUAAUGGGCCGGCCAUGAUGAUAAAUUAA
Molecule: messenger RNA, 444 nt
Organism: Pyricularia oryzae 70-15
Lineage: Eukaryota; Fungi; Ascomycota; Sordariomycetes; Magnaporthales; Pyriculariaceae
Exons: 4
Coding region: 1-444 (147 amino acids)
Source: RefSeq, a predicted model, not a curated record